Messenger RNA from Diospyros lotus (date-plum), 819 nucleotides. Its product is annotated as outer envelope pore protein 16-2, chloroplastic. Bases 75 to 617 code for a protein of 180 amino acids. The transcript is spliced from 7 exons. Gene Ontology annotation, cellular component: chloroplast outer membrane. The record is from RefSeq and is a predicted model, not a curated record. Lineage: Eukaryota; Viridiplantae; Streptophyta; Magnoliopsida; Ericales; Ebenaceae. Gene Ontology annotation, molecular function: amino acid transmembrane transporter activity.
UGCAGCUCCCUCGUCUCUGUCCUGUGGAUACAACAACUUGCAAGGAAGCAACCAAGUCUAAGAAAAGAACGACAAUGAGCGGCCACAAUAGCAAUAUGGAAACCAGAACGCUGCUUGACGAGCUCCGCAGCUUCGACAAGGGUGGCCUCUUCGACCUCGGUCAUCCUCUCCUCAACCGCAUUGCUGAAUCCUUUGUCAAAGCGGCCGGAAUAGGAGCGCUCCAAGCAGUAUCGCGGGAGGCUUAUUUCACCGCCGUCGAAGGUGCAGGAAUGGAUUCGACGGGUGGCGUGCCACCGGAGAUCGCUGGCGGCAAGAAAAAUCGCUUCCCCGAUCUCAGAGGAGAAACCAACAGAAAGUCUCUUGAUGCCUUGGUAAAGAACACUGGAAAAGAAUCUCUACAAUGGGGACUAGCUGCUGGAAUGUAUUCAGGUCUCACCUACGGGCUAAAAGAGGCUCGUGGAACUCAUGAUUGGAAAAACAGUGCAGUGGCAGGAGCAAUCACAGGAGUGGCGCUAGCAAUUACAUCAGAAGAUUCCACACAUGAGCAGAUUGUGCAAAGUGCCAUCACAGGUGCAGCUAUCUCCACUGCAGCCAACCUUCUGGCUGGGAUAUUUUAAAGUUGGGCCCAGCCCAGGAAGUUGGUUUCUUUUUCUCGUUCUCUUUUGAAUGAUGUGAUGAUUAGAAGGUUUUCAAGGAGCCUUAGGUCCCGAAGUGUUUCAAACACCAGAACCAAACGCUUUUUAACUAUUAGAAAGAGUUUUUUUGCAUUAUCUUCUUAGCUUAUAUGAAUCUGAUAGUUGAAUGGAUGUCAGUGUGUUA